UAUAAUUACGUGCAAGGUCGGUGCACCUAAUUUUGCAGUUGUACCGAAAAGAACGAGAACGGUCUGGUGGAAGUGACCACUGGAUUCAUAUUCUCCCCCAUUGAAGCCUAAACCCUAGGAUUUCAAACGCAUCGCUUCUACUUCACGGUUCUUCUUAUCCGAAGUUUGAAUCAGGGCUAUUCCACAAUUCCAUACUGGGAGUCUGACAAUAACAAGCCUCGUCCAACUAAUCUUUCCCUCUAUGAGUUGAGGCAAGUUCAAUUAUGGCAGACAUGCCAGGUUAUUUGAGAACCUGCUUACAAACUGGGAAACUCUUUUUCUUGGCAAUUUUGGUUUCUGGAGGGAUUGUGUUGCAAGUUUUGGCAUGCGCUUUGUACGAUAAUUGGUGGCCAUUGCUAACAGCAAUAAUGUAUGUGCUUCUUCCCAUGCCUCUGUUGUUUUUUGCGGGUUCUGAUAUGUCCUCUUUCAUUUCUGAAUCUUCAAACAGCUGGGUGGAUGUGAGUAAGUUCUUGACCGGGUUUUCAGCUGUUGGCAGCAUUGCCAUACCAUCUAUCUUAAAACAUGCCGAUAUUAUUGGUUGGGGAGCCCUGGGAAUGCAACUUGCUUCCUAUUUGGUAUUUGUUUUAGCCAUAAUAUGUUUCAUUCAAAUGAAUGAUGAUGAUGAUGGAUACAGUAGUAUCUUCUGAGACAUGUUCCAACUCCGAGGCCCUGCCUUGUUUGUGUAAAUUAGGUAUUGAUACUAGUUCAAGUUGAUGAAUAUUUUUCAUUCAUUGCCAUGAUUUUGUGUUUGAUAAUGUUAUUUGUUUGGUAAUUUAAGUGUCCAUGGCGUGAAAUGUUAUUUCA
Camellia sinensis is the source of this 843-nucleotide messenger RNA. Its product is annotated as vacuolar protein sorting-associated protein 55 homolog. Gene Ontology annotation, biological process: late endosome to vacuole transport via multivesicular body sorting pathway. NCBI's taxonomy places the organism in Eukaryota, Viridiplantae, Streptophyta, Magnoliopsida, Ericales, Theaceae. Gene Ontology annotation, cellular component: endosome. The record is from RefSeq and is a predicted model, not a curated record.